This is a messenger RNA of Brettanomyces bruxellensis, 1827 nucleotides long. RefSeq lists its product as uncharacterized. Gene Ontology annotation, biological process: tRNA splicing, via endonucleolytic cleavage and ligation; tRNA-type intron splice site recognition and cleavage. The coding region runs from base 1 to 1827 and encodes 608 amino acids. The transcript has a single exon. The record is from RefSeq and is a predicted model, not a curated record. Gene Ontology annotation, molecular function: nucleic acid binding; tRNA-intron lyase activity. Lineage: Eukaryota; Fungi; Ascomycota; Pichiomycetes; Pichiales; Pichiaceae.
AUGUCUGAACCACCCCUGGCUUUGCCAGAAACUGCCAGCGAUAAGUCUCCUCAAGCGAACAAAAAUGUAUCUGUCUCGAACAAGAAUCAGAACGCAUAUUUUCAACCCACAAGAAAUAUAGAACAAGUUAUGGAAUCAGUACAAAAGGAAUUUACAGUUAACACAGAUGAGCAUACAGAGAACUCGGUGCUUAAGGAAUUUGGUGCACUAAAACUCACUCCUAAGAAUGUUCCAGAUGAAUUCACCGGAUCAGAAAAGACGGUGCAGGAAUCAGGAGUGCAGCGAAUUGAAGGACACAGGUCUUCAUCUAAAGAAAAAUCCAUAGAUGCGUUGGAUUUGCAGUCUGGUUUGGCUGGUUCCAGCAAGAAAUAUCCAGUUGCUCAAAGGCCGUCUGAAAUUACUCCAGAAUCUAGCAUUUCUUCGCACAUACUACAGACCUUUCCAGAAAAGAAUGAUGAAUCGAGUCCAGAAUGUACUAUCGAGGCACGUACAUGCUUGAAUGAUGAUAAAGCAGACAGAGACGAUCCCCUUUCAUCUUGUACUACAAACGCGGGUUCAUCAUCAUCAGCCUUAUUUACACAAUCAGCUGAAUCAUCCGGAUCAUCCACACAGUCUUCAUCGGCAGCGGGAUCUGCCAAUGCAUCUGAUUCGUCACCCGAGUCUUCCCCAUCACCAAUUCUUGAAGCAGCAAAAGUCUCGGAGCAGAGUCUUGAUUUGAAUGAGGAAAGUAUUGGUUCUGAAUCUGUGCAAAGUAUUGGGAGUGAAGGAAAUUUGCAUGCGAAUAAUGCACAGCCUGGUGUGGAUGCCCCAACCUUUCCUGUCACUGGUGCUGCAUCCGAUGAUAUUUCCAAAGGCCACAAUCAGGAUUCACUGAUCCCUAUUCCGGUCAUCGGAAAUAGGGCUAUGCUUUUCAACCUGAAUCAUAUCAAGCAUUUGCGUGUUCACCAUGGAAUUAUUGGACUCCUCUCGGGUUCAUUACCCCUUGCACCGCAACAAAAUACAUUGUUGGGACUUCCACUAACACUCUCAAUAUAUGAGGUUUUAUAUCUUCUAUUCAAUGGCGUGUGCUAUCUUAUUGAUGGAUCAAAAUCUGAGCGUGAGCUUCUCACCGAAGUCUCACAAAACGACGAGAAACUUGAUGAGAUGGAUCAGCUGUUUGCAGAUGAUGUUGCCGAACAGAGGCGGCUAAGACAACUACAGUUUGAGGAGAAAAUGAAAAAGCUUGGUUUGGAUAGUAAGAGGCAUCCUCGGAAAUCUAACAAUAGAGGCUCUUCUGAGACAAUCUUUGUGAAGACACUAGACAACGAUUCCCAAAUCGGAGGAUUAUAUAAGCGUACGGACUCGUAUCGCGAUAAUGAAACAGUCCAGAAAGUUCUUCUGUCAAGGUUGCUGAAAACAGCCACGAACGCCACUCUGUCAACAAUCUACGAAAACUUUAGGGUUUUCAACUAUAUGAAACUAAACUUCCACCAUACGUUGCUACCAGGUGUUCGUUUUGGAGGAAAAUUUGUUUCUUACCCCGGAGACCCACUCAGAUACCACUCGCAUCUGAUUGUUGACACGCGGGAUUAUUACAAUGAUGAUAUUGACAUGCUUGAUAUCACAAAUAGGGGUCGUCUGGCCACAGGUGUGAAAAAGCUUUGGCUUAUUUGUGGUCAACGGCGUAGAACCACUCAUUCUGCCAAAGAGAAGACUACCGAGCUUUCUGAUCCCGCCAGUUUUCAAGGUUACCGACUCGUUACCGAGUUAUUUGGUGGCAAAGAGCACAACCCGCUGAGAGAUACCGAGACUGUUUGUUUUUCAAUUGAAUGGUCUGGAUUUGGCUGA